GGACAACGUUUUGCACAAAAUCCCGGUGAUACUUUGAAGUUUUCUUUACUCAGUGCAAAAACUCAUUCACCGAUAAUUUCCAAUUUAUAUGACGGAAAACAUAUGUUUAAAGCGAAGAAACAUAGUGUUCGGUGUUAUUUACUUAAAAUAAAUGUCAAUUAGUCUGCAGUUUGAUAGAAUUUUGAAAUAUAAAGUGAGAAGACAACUAAGCAAUUUGAGAUUGGAUAAAAUGGCUUUCAGGCAGAAAAUUGUGUGCGCAAUAGUUGAAUCAACUAAAAGGAUUCUGAAAGUUUACGUUCCAAAGCAAGAGUAACAAACUGAAAUGGAGUCUUCGUAAAUAUUUAUGCUUUGCUUACCAUGCGAUUGACGUGAUCUUCGAACAAAGGUAUUAUUUUGUUUUAUUCCACUGAUGUCUUAAAAUAGGUGCAAUAUUUGUAUUUUAUCUUUGAUUUCAAUAUAAUUAAAAAUAUAAAAUGGGUGCAAGUCCUAGAAAGCGAAAGAAUUCUUUAAUCGAUAUUAAUUAUGGCGAGAUAAAAAAGCCUCACUUGGAAAUCACUUCAGAUCCACAAGAUGAAAUAGAAGAAAAAUUAUCAGAAUCUGAAAGAGAUAAUGCUGAUCCAAUAAAUACCAUUAAAGCUAAUGUCCCUCAUAAAUUAAUUAGACUUAUGUAUAAAUUGCAGUUAUCAUUAUUAUGUUCAUUCAGAAAGUUUCUGCAUGAUCAAGAAUAUGAUUCAUUGACAGUAGAAUUUGACGAUAAUGAACUUGAUAAAUUUCAUGAUAUUGUUAUGAGCAAUAACAAUAGAUCUGCCCAUAUUCAUAUUGAAUAUUUAGAUAAUCAGCAUGUAGAUAAUGAAAUUAAUUACACUAAGUUGUUUGCCAAAAAGGAACGUUCAUUUUCCAUCAACAACUACUUUGAUAGUUUUGUGAGGCAUACAAUAUGCAAAAGCAAUAUUUCACAAAAGAAAGUAAGAUACCUUAUAAUAUAUACUAAUGCCAGUUUAGAUAUAGCAGAAGAUAUGAAGUUGAGACAACGACGUUGUAGAAUUUUUUAUCCCUUUAAAUUUGAUAAAUUGGAUAUUGAAAAAUGUUACAUAUUGAAAGAUUUACUGUUUUCUACUGAUGACAUUGCAAAGCAACAAUUUUACAAAAUUUCACAAGAAGAAGAUACAAAAACUGAACUAUUGAAUCGUCUGGAAUUUUCACUUGCUAUGCAAAAAGAAAUAAAGAAAAGUCAAUAUUCUGAAGAAUUCUUGACAAAACUAAAAGAAAAAUUUUUAAGCAAAUUGGUGUUUGCAGUAAAUCAACCUAGUAGAGAAGAAUUGGAACAAAUAAUGAAGAAUGAAAUGAGCAAUAUUUUAGAAAGUUAUACAGAUUUAAAAGAAGAAAUAUUGAAUGCUCUAUCACGUGCAAAGAAGAACAAUUUAUCUUUGAUUUAUCAAUUCUGCGUUUUGUUAUUCACUCUACAUGAUAUGUUUACACUGGACAAAAUUUCUUUUGUGACUCUGAAGAGUGACUACUUAUCUAAUAUCAUUAAAUUUUCUUAUAAAAAGAAAAUUAGUUAUAUAGCACCUUAUGCAGCAAAAAAAAAUAUUAAUUGUACUCAAUUGUUUCCAUCAAAGCUGCUACAUGAUAAAAAUAUGUUUUGUGUUAACAAGUACUUUACAGCUUUUCUGAAAGAAUUGGAAAAUGGCAUGGACAUAAAGUUCUUUAUUAUUUAUACAAACGGCAGUCUAGAUAUUAAUGAAGACAAUGAACUAAAAAAAGGAAGGACAACUGAAUUUUAUCCUGUCAAAUUUGAGAUUAUAGAUAUUCAAAAGAAAAGAUAUAAGGUUUUGAAAAAUUGUUCUUUUAUCAACAGCAACGGACUCUAUCAAUUUGCCAAAGAAAGCACUGCAAUGCUCAAAACUCUACUUAAGUUUCCAGCUUCUAUAGAAAGAGAUAAAACUAAAAGUUUUGAUGAAAGCGAAGAUGAAAUCAAAGAAAAAUUUAUACAUAAAUUAAUUUUUGCAACUACUCAACGUGAUAUUCAGCAAUUGAAUAAUACUAUUAAAAGUAAUAUCAAAGAAACGGAUGUUUCUUACUCAUAUGAAGAGUUACAUGAAGUAGCUCUUCGUUGGUCAGAAUCUUAUGACUUUGGCCCUAUUACAGUUAAAGUAAUGAGAGAGCUCUUAGAUGAUGUAAAAAAUAAUAGAACUAGUCACCGAAAGAUCCAAAGUGAAGACAUAAUAGCAGAAAUCAAGUUUGCCAAAAGUGUGGUAGGCACCGAGGGAUCACCUUUAUUUAAUCAAUUUUUGCAUUUCAUAACCAGAGGAGAGGGCAAGAAAUUUAUCGAAAACUUAAGUAAGAAUGGCAUAGACUUGAUUAAUCUAUCUUGCAUAUUGCAAAAAACUGGCUCGCAUGGCAUCCAAGCUUUCAAAAACUACUAUAAUCUUUUCUUCACCGAAAAGGGAAAUGCAACGCAAUAUUUGAAGAUUUUAGAAAAGAAUAAAAUUAAUUUAGCUGGGAUAUCAAGUAUUUUGCGGGGAUCAAGAAUAUAUGCUACGAGUUCUUUUGAAGAGCUAUUCUUCAUGUUGUUCGAUGAAAAGGGAAACAAAACGCAUUACCUAAAAUCAUUGGAAAGAGAAAAAAUCAGUAUGACUAACAUUACCAGUAUUUUAAGUGGUGCCGGGUCGCAUGCUGCAAAAACAUUCAAAGAAUUAUACGACCUCUGGUUCGACGAGCAGGGCAAUAAAACUAAAUAUUUGAAAUCUCUGGAAGAGAAUAAAAUAAAUUUAGUCAGUAUGUCCAGUAUGUUGCACGGAUCAGGAUCCAAUGCUGCGAAAGCUUUUAAGGAAUUGUACGACGUUUGGUUCGACGAAGACGGAAGCAAAACCGAUUAUCUGUUAACAUUGGAAAAGGAGGGCAUAGAUCUCGCGAACGCGACCAGCAUUUUAAACGGGGCAGGAUCUAAUGCCGCGAGCUCUUUCAAGAAUUUGUACAAUCUCUGGUUCAACGAGAAAGGGGUGAAGUAUUUGGAAAAUCUGCAAGAGAACAAAAUAGAUCUGGCCAACAUGUCUUCCAUCAUCAGAGGAACUCGCACCGGCUGUUCCAAAGUUUUCGAGAACUUGUACAACUUGUGGUUCGACAAAGAAGGGAAGAAAACUCGCUACUUGAAAUCCUUGGAGAAAGAAGGCAUCAAUAUAACCACAGUGUCGAUGAUUCUAAGCGGUGCUGGACUCAAGACGUCCGAUGCCUUCAAAGCUUUAUUCGACUUGUGGUUCGACGAGAAUGGCUGUAAAACUCGGUACUUGAAAAAUUUGGAAAAAAACGAAAUCAGCUUGAGCACCGUGUCGGCCAUACUACGCGGUACUGGAUGCAACGCCGCGAAAUCCUACAAAGAUUUGCACGACCUUUGGUUCGACAAAGACGGAAACAAAACGAAUUAUCUGAUAUUCUUCGAGAAACACAACAUCCACCUGAACAGCGUCGUCUCUCGUCUCCUACGCGGAGCAGGCGCCAAUUGCGCGUCAACUUUCGCAGCUCUGCAUAAUCUCUGGUUCGACGAGGAUGGAAACAAAACCAAGUAUUUGAAAACUCUCGACGAAAAAGGAAUACCCCUGAGCCUCCUGAUCAGCGUUACGUAUGGCGCGGGAAUAUACGCCGUGAAGGCUUUCAAAAAUUUGCACAAUCUUUGGUUCGACGAGGAAGGCAACAAGACCCAGUACUUGGAGAUCUUAGAAAUGAACGAAAUCGAUCUAGAUCGCAUGUGCAGCAUAGUUAACAUGGCCAACUCCAGCGCUGCGAAAGCUUUCAAAAAUCUGUUCGAUCUCUGGUUCGAUAAGGACGGAAAUAAAACGAAAUAUUUGACCGUGCCCGAAGAAAACGACGUGUCCUUUUUCGUCACCACUCGAAUUUUGGAUUCUGCCGGAAGCGGCGCCGCGGUGGCUUAUCAGAACCUUUAUGAUCUUUGGUUCGACCAUAACGGGAAGAAAACGCAUUACCUCAGAUGCUUGGAUCUAAACGGAAUCAAGCUGAACGUCAUGUCCAGCAUUCUGUACAGAUCUGGAACUGGCGCUGCUAAGUCUUACAAGAGUUUAUGCGAUCUUUUGUUCGAUAGCGAGGGCAACAAGACGAUCUACGCGAAGCGAUUCGAAGAGAACGACAUACAUUUGGCUAACGUGUCCAUUCUUCUGGGUAACGCCAGAAACAAGGCCACUAAUAAGUUCCUCAAUUUGUACAAGCUUUGGUUCGACGAGCAGGGACGCGCGACCGAGUUGUUGCUGAAGUCUCUAGGAAAGCGCAAAAGGAGAUAGAAUGCAGCUCAGCUUUGACAUCACAAUUAGAUUACAUGCUGUAUAUUUAUGAACAAUUAACUUAAGAUUGUAUUUUUUAUAAAAAAGACUUUACUUUACCAUGGCUGUGAUAAACAUUAAAUACCUCGUAAAAUACUGUAGCAUUUACCGGACGUUUUUGAUCAAGCGGCCGAUUUUCUCGCUAUCUGUUAAAAAAGAAAAUGAACGAAAGAACUGCGUUUUUUCUCAUAAGGUUAUUCACAGUUAAGGUAGUACUUGUGUAAUCUGUCAUGAAAUAUAUAUUUAUAAUAAAAAAGCAACGACGAAUGCAAUAUGCGUUAAAA
This is a messenger RNA of Nasonia vitripennis (jewel wasp), 4615 nucleotides long. RefSeq lists its product as uncharacterized. The record is from RefSeq and is a predicted model, not a curated record. Lineage: Eukaryota; Metazoa; Arthropoda; Insecta; Hymenoptera; Pteromalidae. The coding region runs from base 474 to 4292 and encodes 1272 amino acids. The transcript is spliced from 5 exons.